Aspergillus lentulus is the source of this 1146-nucleotide messenger RNA. RefSeq names its product AA9 family lytic polysaccharide monooxygenase. Gene Ontology annotation, cellular component: extracellular region. The record is from RefSeq and is a predicted model, not a curated record. Gene Ontology annotation, molecular function: cellulose binding. Gene Ontology annotation, biological process: carbohydrate metabolic process. Lineage: Eukaryota; Fungi; Ascomycota; Eurotiomycetes; Eurotiales; Aspergillaceae.
AUGUCUCUAACCAAGUCUCUGUCUCUCCUGACAGCUCUGCUGUCCGCCACCCGUGUCGCUGCCCACGGCCAUGUCACCAACGUCGUUGUCAACGGCGUCUCCUACGCUGGCUUUGACAUUAACAGCUAUCCCUACAUGUCGGAUCCUCCUAAGGUCGCCGCUUGGACCACACCCAACACCGGCAACGGCUUCAUCGCCCCCAGCGCGUACAACUCCGCCGACAUCAUCUGCCACCAAAACGCUACCAACGCGCAGGCCUAUAUCGAAAUCGCAGCUGGCGAUCGCAUUCAAAUUCAAUGGACUGCCUGGCCAGAAUCUCAUCAUGGACCCGUUAUUGAUAUGCUGGCGUCUUGUGGCGAGUCGUGUACAACCGUCGACAAAACUUCGCUCAAAUUCUUCAAGAUUGACGGAGUAGGACUGGUGGAUAACUCGGCGGUGCCGGGCACCUGGGGCGACGACCAGCUCAUCGCCAACAACAACAGCUGGAUGGUCGAGAUCCCUAAAUCUAUUGCGCCCGGCAACUACGUCCUUCGCCACGAGCUGAUCGCCCUGCAUAGCGCCUUUGAGAAAGGCGGCGCGCAGAACUACCCCCAGUGCUUCAACCUCAAGGUUACCGGAUCCGGCACCGACUCGCCCGCUGGUACGGUGGGCACAGAACUGUACACCGACAGCGACGCCGGUCUCUUGGUGGACAUCUACAAGUCAAUCGCCUCGUACGCCGUCCCCGGUCCUGCCAUGUACACCGGCGCCGUCUCCAUCACCCAGACCACCUCGGCCAUUACCGCGACCGGCACCGCAACGGUCGGCUCAGGCGCCGACAGCACCCCCGUGCCCUCGUCUGCGGCGUCCAAGUACUCGACCAUCGCCGUGCAGGUUCCCACCACCAAGGCCCAGUACACCCCUAUCCCCUCCAGCUCGCCAUCAACCUUCAUCACAGCGCCUGCGUCUAGCACUCCUGUCCCCAGCAGCAGCUCCGUCCCUGUUACGUCUAGCACGGCGGCUCCCCAGCCCACUUCUGCCCCUGGCGGUACUCAGACUACCUAUGGUCAGUGUGGCGGACGGAACUGGACUGGUCCGACUGCUUGUGCUUCCGGCUCCACCUGCAAGACCUGGAACCCUUACUACUCCCAGUGUGUCCCUAACUAG